UGCUAUUGUUUUUCACUGACUUAGUGCCUCGACCGUUGGGAUUUUGCUGACUCUGCACUUAAGAUGGCAGAAUCAGUUUGUAGAUCUCUUAGGGAUGGUGUAUUGGAGGGAGAGCUUGCACCUGCUCUCACAAUCAAGGACUCUUUGUCUUCCCCUUUUGGAUUCAAUGUGUUCUCCCACAUUCUAGUUCAAUUGUCGUCACACAUCGUCGCCGGGAAAUCUCAGUCGCGAGGUAUGGUGAUUGUUUCACUUUCUCGGAGUCCAUCGUCGUAUACUGGUUUGUUAAAGAUGAAUGGAGUGGACGUUGAAUCUUCUAAGAAAUGGAUUCACAUUUUGGAUUGUUAUACAGAUCCCCUUGGAUGGAAGGAUAAGACAAGGAAAUCUGGAGACAUUAUGGAUCCUUCUAAUCAAAUUUUAAGUUCUUAUAAAACAGUGAAAGAUGUUAACAAAUUAUUUUCAGUAAUUUGUGACCUUGGUCGAGGAUUGGUUGGGGAAAAUAAGUCCCGCUUUUGUGUUGCCAUAGACUCGCUAAGUGAACUGUUGAGACAUUCAUCCAUGCAGUCAGUUGCAAGUCUUUUAAGUAAUCUGCGUAGCCAUGAUCAAAUUUCAAGUAUCUUUGGGUUGUUGCAUUCUGACCUUCAUGAGGAGAGAGCUUUAGCUGCUGUUGAGUACACGUCCUCCAUUGUAGCCAGUGUUGACCCAUUUCAUCAUUCUGUUGAUGGUCAGGGAAGUUAUAUAAGGAAUUCAUCCGAGCCCAAUUUGACCAAAGGAAAACUUAAUAUCAGGUCCAAACGUCGAAAUGGGCGAGUUAGAGUGACGUGCGAAGAAUUUAAAGUUGGGCCUAGUGGAAUCAGCUUCGCACCUGUAUCAGCAGUUGAUGGAGCAGCAGUUGCUGGUUUAAUUCCAAAGGUACAAUUCAAUCUGCAGCUGUCUGAGAAGGAGCUAGUUGAUAGGUCAAGAGUUGUGCUUCCUUUUGAACACCAAGGAAAUGGUAAACCAAUACAAAUUUAUGAUGGUAGAAGAUCUCUGGAAGAGAGCAACAAUGAAACAACACCCAUUUCAGGUGGCAAAAAGGAGGAGUCUGGCAGGGGCGAGAUCAUAUAUUUUCGCGAUUCGGAUGAUGAGAUGCCAGAUUCUGAUGAGGACCCUGAUGAUGAUUUAGAUAUAUAAAACAUUACUGUUCUCUUCCUGCUGUAUUUGUUUUUCAUCAAAGAUAGAUUGAAGGGUGGAUUAGGAUUGUGACUAAUAUAGGGGAAACUGUUUUUAGUGCUCAUAUGUAAAAAUGCACAUGUAUCACAUUCCAAUAUUUGUACAGCCUAACUGAGGAACCUGAUUUCGUUUUGGAUCAUGAUCUUUUGAAUUCUAAGGUUUCGAAUUUCGAUUUUGUUUA
Messenger RNA from Arachis duranensis, 1390 nucleotides. Its product is annotated as elongator complex protein 5. Gene Ontology annotation, biological process: tRNA wobble uridine modification. The record is from RefSeq and is a predicted model, not a curated record. Gene Ontology annotation, cellular component: elongator holoenzyme complex; nucleus; cytosol. Gene Ontology annotation, molecular function: tRNA binding. The coding region runs from base 64 to 1170 and encodes 368 amino acids. Lineage: Eukaryota; Viridiplantae; Streptophyta; Magnoliopsida; Fabales; Fabaceae. The transcript has 9 exons.